This is a messenger RNA of Aspergillus lentulus, 891 nucleotides long. NCBI's taxonomy places the organism in Eukaryota, Fungi, Ascomycota, Eurotiomycetes, Eurotiales, Aspergillaceae. The record is from RefSeq and is a predicted model, not a curated record.
AUGGCUUCAUCGCAUAUGCGCCGCUCUCUGCGGCUAUUAGAGUCUACAAGCUUUACAAGACUUCCAUCUAGAUUGACCUCCCGAUCCACCACGCAGCACAUCCUCGCCCUCACCAGAUCCAUCACUACCAACAACAACCCAGCAACCCGGACAGCCCCCAAAACCCCCAUCCCCUCUACACCAACUCUACCAGCAAAAACAUCCACCUCCUCAUCCACCGCACCCGCAAGCACGCCCACAACAGACGACCGCACCGCCCGCAUCCUCGCCCCAACACCCACCCACCAAACCACAACCAACAUCUCCAAAACCGGCCUCGCCGACGCCCCUCUGUCACCCGACUCACACCCCGAAGAAAAAAUCGACUGGACGCGCUCCUUCCACGGGCUCUCCGCCGCGCCGUUCCCCAAGGAAGUAGCCGAUAUCCUCCUCGCGGAAGUCGACCCCGAAGAAGUCGAGAUCAAGCCAGAUGGCAUUCUGUACCUCCCCGAGAUCAAGUACCGGCGGAUUUUGAACCGGGCGUUUGGGCCAGGUGGCUGGGGCCUUGUGCCGCGGAGUGAGAGUAUUGUUACGCCGCGGACCGUGACGAGGGAGUAUGCUUUGGUUUGUAAUGGGCGGUUAGUGUCUGUCGCGCGGGGCGAGCAGGAUUACUUCACGCCGGAUGGGAUCCCGACAGCAACAGAAGGGUGUCGGUCUAAUGCGCUGGUGCGCUGCUGCAAGGAUCUGGGGAUUGCGAGCGAGCUGUGGGAUCCGCGGUGGAUUCGCAAGUUCAAGGCGCAGUAUACGCGGGAGGCGUUUGUCGAGCAUGUUGUUAACAAAAAGCGGACGAAGAUCUGGGUGCGCAAGGAUGAUCAGGUGUCGUAUCCGUGGAAGGAGACCGGGACUAAGUAG